AGGCCAUCUCUAGUCUAGCCUAUCCUAGGGCUGGACCAUUUAGGCGUUGCGACUAUCGUCGAUUCAUAAGAGGAGGCCAUUGACAUGGAGGGAGCCAAGUAGAAGGCAGACACCGGGGGAAAAACACACGGCAGGGCUCCAAGCCUCCAAGAACUGAUGGAAGAAGGCAGGGCUCCGAGUAGCACUCCCCCUAUUACCCGCAGAAGCAGAUCUGCUGAGUUCCACAAUUUUUCAGAAAGGAGGAGAAGGGAUAGGAUCAAUGAGAAGCUGAAAGCACUGCAAGAGUUACUUCCAAAUUGCACGAAGACCGACAAGUUGUCCAUGCUAGACGAGGCGAUUGACUACAUGAAAUCCCUUCAGCUACAACUUCAGAUGCUGGUCAUGGGGAAGGGAAUGGCACCAGUGGUGCCUCCUGAGCUGCAUCAAUACAUGCAUUAUAUCACGGCUGACCGUGCCCAGAUGCCUCCCUUUCGCCCCUCCCAGCAGCCCCGGCCAUUUCAGAUUAUUCAAGCCAACCCACAACGACAGUCGAAUGUCGAGUCAGACUUCUUGAGCCAGAUGCAGAACUUGCACCCUUCUGAGCCACCUCAGAACUUCCUCAGGCCACCAAAAUUACAACUUCACACGCAGGAACAGAGAGGUGGCCUAGCUAGCACGAGUCAUAACGGUGGUUGGAUUUCUGAGAGGAGUUCCUCCUACAACUUCAUGGAAUGAUAUAUGUGCUCCUGAUGACAAACUUUGACACCAGACGCAGUCUGGUAUGAAGAGAGCUUUCAGUAAUCCAGUCUACUACGUGGUUCUUGUCAGAGAUGAUAUGAGGUGCUCAGUGGAGUGAUGAAUGUGUAGUAGUUAAUUAGCUACUCGUGUUCUUAAAUA
This is a messenger RNA of Phragmites australis (common reed), 876 nucleotides long. Its product is annotated as transcription factor PIF1-like. NCBI's taxonomy places the organism in Eukaryota, Viridiplantae, Streptophyta, Magnoliopsida, Poales, Poaceae. Bases 157 to 714 code for a protein of 185 amino acids. Gene Ontology annotation, molecular function: protein dimerization activity. Gene Ontology annotation, cellular component: nucleus. The transcript is spliced from 6 exons. The record is from RefSeq and is a predicted model, not a curated record.